GGGGCUCCUCCCCGGUAAAGCCGGGCCCGGUGCUGCGGUGCCGGUUCUGCCGCGGUUCCGGCCAAGCCCUGGUCCCUGAGCCCCUCUGGGGCCACCGCCCCCAGGCAGGACAGAGCCCCCCCUGCCCGCCCCGCCUUGACGAGGCUCCAAGGGCGUUUUCUCCUUGAGGCAUCCCCGAGAUGCUCCCGACCCUCCGGAGGGAAUCCAGCCCCGGGGCAGCCCGAGCUGCCUGGGAUCGUUCCCAGGCCGUGCUCCAGGGACCAGGGCUGCCUUCAGAGCCCCCAAACCGGGCAGGAAGCUGUGGGGCAGCCCCUCCCUGGGGGCACGUCCCCUUCUCUAAGCCCCAGCCCUUGUGCCAGGCCCUGCUGCAAGGUCACUGCCGCCCCUCUUCCCCCGGCUGUGCCUCUCUCCAGGUUUGUCCUGCCGUGUUUUUCCUUGACCAGGAGCGUGUUUGGUGCUUGCAGGGAGCUGGAUGGUGUGAAGAGAGGAGCUGCUGGCCUUUCCUGGGAGCCCUGGGCACUUCCAGCGAGGCAGCACCAUGCUGGCCCCAAAGAAAGGCCUCCUGUGCAACCUCAACCACAUCCACCUGCAGCACAUCUCCCUGGGGCUGCACCUCUCCCGGCACCCCGAGCUCCAGGAGGGCUCCACGGGCCAGGGGGAGCAGACGGGCUGCACGCAGUGCCCGGAGAACCGGGAGCCGGUGGAUGCCAAUUCCAACAAUCCCUCGGUGAAAUGUCGCUGCUGCGAGUCCCACGCUCCGGAGCCGGAGACGCUCGGGCUGCAGAACCCUGAGGAUUUCCCCUGCCUGCACAGCGGAGACGAGGAGGAGGAGGAGGCGGCUUCCCCUUGUGAUCCCCCUUGUGAUCUGGCUUCUUCCUCCUCCUCCUCCUCCUCCUCUGUCAGUAGCUGCUCGGAUUUCAGCUUGGAUGACUCGCCGGUCUCGGUGUACUGCAAGGAGUUCGCCAGAGCAGAGUCCCAGUCCCCUGACAAGCAGCUGAACGUCAUUCCCACAGAAAAUGCCUGGCAUGGAAAGCCUCUGGCUGAUGGAGAGCCUCUGGAUGAUGGAGAGCUUCUGGCUGAUGGAGAAUCUCUGGCUGGCCAGCACAGGACAUGCCAUGGGAGAGAUGCCAACCACAACUCCCCGGUGCCCCCGAGAGCCACCAAGAGCUCUGUGGCCAGCAAGAGCCCAGACAGCCUCUGCAGCAUCAACUCGCUCGAUUCUCACUGCGAGGAGCUCUCUCCCAGCACAGCGGCACCGGAGACCACCGGCACCUGCACCGACCUCGACCCCAACUGCAACCCCCUCCCCGAGCCCGAUGCGGCGCCCGCAGCCCCGCCGCCCGUGCCGGAACGGAGGGAUCCCGGUGUCCCGAGCAGCGCUCCGGAGCCGCGGCCCCGGCCCGGCGGGGUCCCUCCCCCGGUGCCCCCUCGGCCCCGGCGGCGGCUGCAGGUGCUGAACGCGCACAGAGCGGAGCAGCAGCUCGGGCCAGAGCCCAAGGCCAGCCCGGCUGAGCUCUGCAGAGACACGGCCACCAAGACCAUCACCUCCUUCCACGAGCUGGCCCAGAGGAGGAAGAGGAACGCGGCUGUGCCCGCGCCCGCCCAGGCCAGGGCUGACCGCAGUGACUGGCUGAUCGUGUUCUCGCCGGACACGGAGCUGCCCCCCGGCAGCGAGCUGCUCUCGGGCACGGCGGGCCAGGAGCCGGCCCGGCCCCAGCCCCAGCCGCAGGUGCAGCAGGACGGGCCGGCCCGGCCCCCCGGCCCCAGGCAGAGAGAGGUGACCACGUUCAAGGAGCUGCGGUCCCGCAGCGCCGCCCGGCAGCCCAAGGGCCCGCGGGCAGAGCCGGCCCAGCACCCCCCGGUGCCCCCGGUGCCCGCCCCGGGCUGGGGGCCCCCCGUGUCCCUGGGGGUGACACAGGGCCUGGCAGGCAGCGACGGGCACCAGACGAGGAGGAGAGCCCGGCCCAGCCUGCAGCCCAUCGCCGAGGGGCAGCCCAGGGAUGUGGAGAAGGGGCGGCUGCCCCCAGGGGAAAAGGGCAUGGGGACAGCCCCGCUCCGGGGGCUCGGGGGGCCCGGCGGGGACCCCGCGGUGCCACGGGCGGCACAGAGAGGAGAGGAGACCCGCACGGGGGCCAGGCCCGAGCCGCUCCCCGCCGGAGCCGCCGCCGGAGCCGCCGCUGGAGCCGCCCGGCCCGGAGGGGGAAGAGCGGAGGGGCCGCAUGGCGAGCAAGCGAAAGCGCUGCUGGUCGCCGUCAGCUCCGCUGUGGACAAGGUCAUCGCCCACUUCAGCACCGCACGGAACCUGGUGCAGAGGGCCCAGCUGGGGGACAGCCGGCUCAACCCCGACGUGGGCUACCUGCUGCUGCACACCCUGUGCCCUGCUCUCUACGCCUUGGUGGAGGACGGGCUGAAGCCUUUCCAGAAGGAUGUUAUCACAGGCCAGAGGAGAAACUCCCCCUGGAGCGUGGUGGAAGCCUCGGUGAAGACAGGCCCCAGCAGCCGCUCCCUGCACUCCUUGUGCUGGCACGUGGCCGGGCUGGCCCCUCUCAGCAGCAGCAGGCAGAAGUUCCACGCCUUCAUCCUCGGCCUUCUGAACAUUAAACAGCUGGAGUUGUGGAUAUCUCACCUGCAGAAGAGCCCAGGUGUGAUCUCCGUGCUUUACUCCCCCACGGCCUUCUUUGCCCUGAGCCAAGGCCCUCUGCCCCACCUUGCUGACGAGCUCCUGCUGCUCAUCCAGCCCCUCUCGGUGCUGACCUUCCACCUGGACUUGCUCUUUGAGCACCACCACCUCUCCGUGGACGUCCGGCCCUUGUCCCGCCGCCUGCUGUCCCCGCUGUCCCCCAGCCCCGUGCGGGGGUCCCUGGGGGGGCACAGCGGUGCUGCUGGGGACAGCCUGGAGGAUGAGACCCCCCCCGAUGCCCUGGGCAGGGUGGGGGGCACAGGGGGCCGCUCCCAAGCCGCCAUGGGUGGGUUGGUGCCUGCCCCACCGGUGGGGGCUGCCCUGCAGCAAACCCUGCAGCAGGUGCUGCGCUGGGGCGACCAGAUCAGCCGCACCUUGCUGGGCUCUGCCACCCCCCCGGAGAGCCAGGAGGGCACGGGGGGCACGGGGGGCACUGGGGCUGGCCUCAGUGGCUGGUGGGGCCAGCUGAGCCAGAGCUCCAGGGUUUACACUGCUGCCAGCAAGGAAAAGUCCCCCUCGGUCUGGUGGACGAAGCUGCGGGCAGGGGAACCCAGCCCGGGCCAGGCUGGGCAACCCCAAAUUUCCUUGAGUGAGCCCAGAGCCACGGAGCUGCAGCUCCUCCAGACCAAAACUGGCUCUGAACCCUCUCACCCAAAGCCCAGCAGCAGCACUGACACCUCAGGGAGCUCCUCCCCUGAAGAUCUCUUCUUGCCCACUGGAACCAGAGCGCUCACCAAGCUGGAUGAUCCCACUGCUGGAAAAAACCUCCUGGCUGCUUCCGCAGAGCCUCCUGCCAGCAGGAGCCAGGCAGAGAUGGCUGAUCCUCCCGGGGCUGACAGGGGCAGCUGGCUGGGCUGGCUCUUUGGAGCCACCAGCCCCUCGUGCAGGAGGAGCUUCCCCUGCAGCCCUGACGCCGCCUCGGGCAGGUCCAGGAGGCCGUCCCGCUGGCUGGCCCCCAGCCCCCGUGUCCUGGCCGGGGUGGUGAAGGGGCUGGCACCGGGCAGGAGCCGCAGCCCGGAGCCGCAACCGGGCAGGAGCGAGGCCGGCCUGGCCCCGGGGCGCAGGGCAGUCCGGGCACUGUGUGACCACACGGGCACGGCUGAUGGGCACCUGAGCUUCCACAAAGGGGACAUCCUGGAGCUUCUCUCCACCGUGGAUGAAGACUGGAUCCGCUGCUGCCAUGGCAACAGCACCGGCCUCGUUCCCGUUGGUUACACGUCCCUGAUUUUGUGAGGAGGAGGAGGAGGAGGAGGAGGAAGGGGCCUGAGGGAGCAGCCGAGCUCUCCGGAGCGGUGCCAGCUCUGGGUGUCUCCUGUCACCUCCAGAGCUUCCCCAGCUCCGGGGCUGGCGGCUCCCAGGGCACCCUGCCCUGUGCCUGUCACUGCUGCAUGAGGUCACCGUGUGCCACCGUGUCCCCCCAGCCCCUCCUUGGCAGCUCGGGGGUCUCUCAGCUGCUGCCCAGCCCCGUGUCACCUCCAUCCGUCCGUCCAUCCGUCUGUCCUGCCACCGCUGCCACCUCCAGUGCCCCGCCGUGCACUCUGUAAAUAAUUGUAACCACUGGAAUGAGCUCGUUCCGCCGGGAAAAAGCCGGAAAUAAAG
Molecule: messenger RNA, 4279 nt
Organism: Melozone crissalis (California towhee)
Lineage: Eukaryota; Metazoa; Chordata; Aves; Passeriformes; Passerellidae
Gene: RUSC1
Product: RUN and SH3 domain containing 1
Exons: 9
Coding region: 539-3913 (1124 amino acids)
Cellular component (GO): cytoplasmic vesicle
Molecular function (GO): protein binding
Source: RefSeq, a predicted model, not a curated record